Trifolium pratense (red clover) is the source of this 1116-nucleotide messenger RNA. Its product is annotated as proteasome subunit alpha type-3. Lineage: Eukaryota; Viridiplantae; Streptophyta; Magnoliopsida; Fabales; Fabaceae. Bases 165 to 914 code for a protein of 249 amino acids. Gene Ontology annotation, biological process: ubiquitin-dependent protein catabolic process. The transcript is spliced from 10 exons. The record is from RefSeq and is a predicted model, not a curated record. Gene Ontology annotation, cellular component: nucleus; proteasome core complex; proteasome core complex, alpha-subunit complex.
GUAUAAAUGACAAGUCACAUAUGCAAUUUCAUAUAACUUCCACUCCCUCACGCAGUUAACUCUUGAACAAGCUAAACCCUCUUUAUAUUUUCUUCUUCUCCAAAGUUUCUCACACAUAAGUUUCAAAAUCAAAAUCUUCAAAUUCUUCAAAAUCAUUCAACAAUAUGAGUAGCAUCGGAACAGGUUACGAUCUAUCCGUCACUACUUUCUCUCCUGAUGGUCGCGUUUUCCAGAUCGAAUACGCUGCCAAAGCUGUCGAUAAUAGCGGGACUGUUAUUGGUAUCAAAUGCAAAGAUGGGAUUGUGUUGGGUGUCGAGAAGCUUAUCCCUUCGAAAAUGAUGCUUCCGGGUUCCAAUAGAAGAAUACACGCUGUUCAUCGACACUCUGGAAUGGCUGUAGCAGGAUUAGCAGCUGACGGCAGGCAAAUUGUUGCCAGGGCUAAGUCUGAAGCAACUAACUAUGACAGCGUGUAUGGUGACCCAAUUCCUGUCAAGGAACUUGCUGAUCGUGUGGCUAGCUAUGUGCACCUUUGUACUUUAUAUUGGUGGCUCAGACCUUUUGGAUGUGGUGUCAUACUAGGCGGUUAUGACAGAGAUGGACCACAGUUGUACAUGGUCGAACCUUCUGGUGUCUCCUAUAGGUAUUUUGGCGCUGCAAUUGGGAAGGGAAGACAGGCUGCAAAAACAGAAAUUGAAAAGUUGAAGCUUCAAGAUUUGACCUGCCGCAAAGCAGUCAUUGAAGUAGCUAAGAUUAUAUAUGGAGUUCAUGACGAGGCAAAGGAUAAAGAUUUCGAACUUGAAAUGAGCUGGGUGUGUGACGAAUCAAACCGUCAACAUGAAAAGGUUCCAGAGGAGCUCCUAGAAGAAGCCAAAGCAGCAGCGAAAUUAGCUCUUGAAGAAAUGGAUGCAGAUUAAUUAACAGAUUAAAAAUGUUUAUCUCAAAAAGAUGUAUUACAUUAACUUCUAUGAGAGCAUUGGGAACAUCUAUAGAAAGUUCAUAGGCUUCAAAAGUGCUUCUUGAUGAUUCAAUGCCCUUGUUGGUUUCUGUUUCUGUGGAGAACUGUUUCAAAGUGCUUUAGAUACUUUUCUUAUCAAUUGAUUUAGUGCUGAAUUUUAA